Messenger RNA from Microplitis demolitor, 746 nucleotides. RefSeq names its product SAP30-binding protein. Gene Ontology annotation, cellular component: nucleus. Gene Ontology annotation, biological process: regulation of DNA-templated transcription. Lineage: Eukaryota; Metazoa; Arthropoda; Insecta; Hymenoptera; Braconidae. The transcript has a single exon. The record is from RefSeq and is a predicted model, not a curated record. The coding region runs from base 1 to 729 and encodes 242 amino acids.
AUGUCUGUACAAAGCUCUGCUCUUGCUUCUAUCACCGCUGCUUACACUGAUUCAGAGGAUGAGGUUGAUGAAUGUAUAGACGAUGGACAUCAUCAUCAUCAUGAAAGCUCUAUCCCCUCACAGAUUAUCAUUCCACAGAAUGUCCAAAUCAAUAAGCAAUCAACACCUGAACAGUUAAACGAUAUCAAAAACAAUUUAGUUUUGGAUUAUGAAUCCGAUGAAGACGACGUAAUCAUUCCUCCUGCCCCUUCAGGGCAAUAUCCUCCUGAUUUACAGGAAAAAUUUAAUCACUAUGUUAAGCUUGCAGAAUUCGGCAAUUUGGAUAUGAAUGUUGUUAUCCAAAAACGUAAAGCAUUUCGAAAUCCAUCACUUCUCAAUAAACUCAUUCAGCAUUGCAAUAUUGAUGAGCUAGGUACCAAUUAUCCACCGAGUUUAUAUGAUCCACUCAAAUGGAGCAAAGAAUCUUAUUAUGACCAACUUCAUAUUGCUCAGCAAGAUUUUGAGACGCAAAUAGAAAAUUCACGAAGAAACAAAACAAAAGUUGAAACUAUUUCUGGUGUAGCUAAACGCCCAUCUCCAAAAAAUAUUUCAGUUGCUUGUACUUCAACUAAACUCCCAGCCCCAACAAAUUUUCCGAUCGCUAAUAAGGAAACUUCAAGAAAAAGAAAAUUGCAGCUUAAUGCUACAAAUGUACAUUAUAAUAGACCAACUGUAUUACGUCUUUGUUAAUAUUUGUGUAUGUGCUU